Messenger RNA from Vicia villosa (hairy vetch), 495 nucleotides. Its product is annotated as secreted RxLR effector protein 78-like. Bases 1 to 495 code for a protein of 164 amino acids. Lineage: Eukaryota; Viridiplantae; Streptophyta; Magnoliopsida; Fabales; Fabaceae. The transcript has a single exon. The record is from RefSeq and is a predicted model, not a curated record.
AUGGCGGCUAGGCUAAAGAGAGUGGUUGGUAAUCUUGUAUCUAGAAAUCAAUCGGCUUUUAUAGAAGGAAGAAAUAUAGCGGAUGGGGUGUUAGUGGUAAAUGAGGUGUUGGAUUUUGCCAAAAGGGAGAAACGAAGUUGUGUUGUUUUGAAAGUUGAUUUUGAAAAGGCCUAUGAUAGAGUAAGUUGGAAUUUUGUGAGAAACAUCUUUAAGAGAAUGGCGUUUGGGGAUCGGUGGAUGAGAUGGAUGGAGUGUUGCAUUUUUAACAAUUCAAUUUCCGUUCUUGUCAAUGGGAGUGCAACGAAAGAGUUUAAGGUGGAGAAAGGUCUUAGGCAAGGUGAUCCUUUGUCCCCGUUUGUGUUUGUUUUAGUCAUGGAGGCUCUCACAGCAUUAAUGAAGAAAUCUAAGGAAAUAGGUGAGUUCCGGGGAUUUAGAUUUAAUAAUGGUUAUGAGGUUGACUUGCUUCAACUUGCGGAUGAUACAAGCCGAAGGUGA